This is a messenger RNA of Armigeres subalbatus, 2180 nucleotides long. RefSeq lists its product as uncharacterized. The record is from RefSeq and is a predicted model, not a curated record. Lineage: Eukaryota; Metazoa; Arthropoda; Insecta; Diptera; Culicidae. The coding region runs from base 168 to 2180 and encodes 670 amino acids. The transcript is spliced from 5 exons.
UAAAUUGUGAUCCGAGUGCUCCAAUAGAAGCUGUUCCGCAUACAGGAAAAUGCUUGCGGCGCGUUAGAAAAUAUUGAUUCAAUUUCUUUUGAGUCAAAAAUAAUUGCAAGCAUUAGCUAGUUUUUCGCAAGAUUUUUUAUCCAUAGUUGCCAGCAUCCAGAAGCAAAAUGGCGUCGACAGAACACGUUCCAUCGAUAGAGCUGAGUGAGCUAGAUCUUCCAGCCGAACUUCUUAAAAUUUUCGAAGCGAACAAUUUUACUGUAGAGAGGCUGGCUAACAUUUCUCGCGACGAGCUGCUCGAAACUCUCCAAAUAGACGAGGAAGUUUGGAACGUCGAUGAAAUUUUCCGCCGCAUAACAGAAUGGCGAAAGACUAACGGAUACGAUCUAGUUACAUUUUCAAAUGUGUAUGUAGAGGAAUGGGACGGCGAGGAAAUAUUAGUAGAAACAGAGGAGCACAUUGUUACUACGCCACCGGUAGACAGUGAGAUUGGCCUAGAGGAAUGUACUGAAAUCGCUAACUCCGACGCUGUUCCCAACGUUCCGGAAGCCAACGACAUCAGCAACGAAAGCAAAACGAAAAUCGUACUAUGCCGGACACCAACGAAUCUUACAGAACCGAGCUGUGAAAGACAGAUCAGAGUACUUCAAGUCAAACCUAAAUUCGAGAGCCAACAGGAAAGCAAAACACCAGCGACUGUAGAAGAAGUUCGCUUUCCAUCGCGUAAUACAACAUUGUUUGUCGGAGAUACCAGUAGUCUUCAAUCAAUCGAAGGUACCAAGGGUCAAACUUUUUCACACCAAAUACUAGCGCCUGCAGAAGGAAUUAGCUGUUCGCGGUUAACCGAAAUAAUCCCUCGAGUACACAACGAGAAUUAUUCACCGCGAUAUCCGGAAGCUGAAGUCAAAUUCUUACCACGUUUCACAAAAUUUCCUAUAGAAGAAUCGGGCUUUUCGAGGGCAGUCGAAGGUGGAAAAACUCACCUAGCUCAAUGCCAAGGUCCUGUAGAGGAACCCCGUUGUUCGCAAGCCGCUGAAGUAAUCCACAUUAAAACAGAAAACCACAAGAAUUCGGAAACCAACGCGUCCAGUGCCCCAGUGACACAACCUGGCUGUUCACGAUCCUCCGGAGUAGUCCACAUCAAGACCAAUAUCCAGAACAAUCCUUAUAAAAUUUCCAGCGGAGCUCGAUCUGUACAAUACAAGAUAGCAUCACCUAUCCAGGAACCAAAUUGUUCCAACCAACCAGAGAAGAAAGUCCGGAGUAGACCUGAUUUACAGCACGAUUCAACACCAACAACAAGCGGUAAUGCCUGCCACGUGCAAAUCGCACCACCCGAUCUACCAGCGCCUGCAGAAGGACCGAACCAUUUAUCAGUCACCGAAAUAGUCAACAUUAAUACCGUGAGUAUUGGAGGCAAAACCCAAUCUGUACCAAGCAAUACAUUAGCAUCUGUAGGAGAAUCGAGCAAUUACGGAAACGAUGUACAAAUAGUAUCAAGCAUCACACCAGCGCAUGUAGGAGGGCCGAGCUGCUCAAAAGCAUUGGAUCAAGUUGGCCAAAAAAUAUUGAUAAAAGCUGUUCAAAGAUUCAGUGUUCAAAUCUUGGUUGAACUAUUGAACAGAACUAUUACAGGGAAGGAGAUUUUGAAGCGAGGAGCACGAGGUCCUCUAUCAAAUGAAAGUCAGCGGGAGCUGGUUGGAAUUAUCGCCGAUUACCAUAAUAGCUUGGGCAUUGCGGUCAAAGAAGAAGUCCUUCGUGACUACAGUGAAGCAAUAAUAACUCAAUUCAAACACGAAACAUUGGACACGUACUUUGUAGCACGAAGUGGAAAGCGAAAGAACCACGGUGGUAAACUUUUUAAUAGAAUAACUAACCUGAAACAAAAGUUAAUCAAACGAGCGUUUAAAGAAGAGGAACAUCUGUAUGGGAAACAAAAUCAGAUUGAUCCAUCUACUGUGAGCAACCCAGCAGCAAAGGAAGCAGUAUUGUGGUUGGAAAGAAAUUAUCGUCCAUGGAGCACGGUUUUAGACAAAUGGAUCGAGUCUUUUGAAAGCCGAAAACCCAAACUGCUGAACUGUGCAAACGUCGAUGAGAUUCUCACAACACAUCGACAUUAUUCCGAUGAACAUGGAUAUCAGAUUGUAAGUAAAUUCUAUACACCAAGGUACAGUCUGUAA